Molecule: messenger RNA, 2346 nt
Organism: Aethalodelphis obliquidens (Pacific white-sided dolphin)
Lineage: Eukaryota; Metazoa; Chordata; Mammalia; Artiodactyla; Delphinidae
Gene: DCT
Product: dopachrome tautomerase
Exons: 8
Coding region: 465-2018 (517 amino acids)
Biological process (GO): melanin biosynthetic process from tyrosine; developmental pigmentation; positive regulation of neuroblast proliferation
Cellular component (GO): melanosome
Molecular function (GO): oxidoreductase activity; dopachrome isomerase activity
Source: RefSeq, a predicted model, not a curated record
GAGUUCAAGGCAAUUAAAGCCAUGGACUAAGGAGGAAAGGAGGGGGUUUAGAAAUACCAGUAUAAUAAGUAGUAUGACUGGAGCGCUCCGUCAAUUAACUCAGUGAGACAAAGCCUGAUUUCACGGGGGAAGGCGGUGAGAAGCGCUACCCUCAUUAAAUCUGGCCAUUAGAGGUGCUUCUAAUGGAAUUAACUUUGUUUUAGUGGUCUGAGUUAUAUAAAGUAGUCUGUGCAUGUGCACGUACACACGUGCACACAGGCAGGUUCUGUAAUUUUUGUGGGUCUUUUUUUCAAGAGGAGAGGAAUAGAACGCGAAACAAAAAUACACCCCCCAAACCGCAAAUCCCCAAGGAACAAAAAUCAAAAACGGGGUGGAUCUCCAGUGCUCAAGAGUGGAAGACAAGAGGAAAGCAGGACAGAGGCGAGGAGUGGAAGGCGCGAGAGAGUCCUCCCGGUUAUAAAGCCAUGAGCCCCCUUCGAUGGGGGCUUCUGCUCGGCUGCCUGGGCUGUGCGCUCCCGCCGCGGGUGCGGGCGCAGUUCCCCCGGGUCUGCAUGACGGUGGGCAGCCUGCAGGCCAAGGAGUGCUGCCCGCCGCUGGGCGCCGACACGGCCGACGUCUGCGGCUCUCGGGAGGGCCGGGGCCAGUGCGCGGAGGUGCAGAUCGACACCAGGCCCUGGAGCGGUCCUUACGUCCUGCGCAACCAGGACGACCGAGAGCGGUGGCCACGGAAGUUCUUCGACCGGACCUGCAGGUGCACAGGAAACUUCGCCGGCUAUAACUGUGGAGACUGCAAGUUUGGCUGGACUGGCCCCAACUGUGAGCAGAAGAAACCCCUGGUUGUCCGGCAGAAUAUCCACUCCUUGACCCCUCAGGAGCGUGAGCAAUUCUUGGGCUCCUUAGACCUCGCAAAGAACACGCCGCAUCCCGACUACGUGAUCACCACGCAACACUGGCUAGGCCUGCUCGGGACCAACGGGACCCAGCCCCAGAUCGCCAACUGCAGCAUCUAUGAUUUCUUUGUGUGGCUCCAUUAUUAUUCCGUUAGAGAUACAUUAUUAGGACCAGGGCGCCCAUACAAGGCCAUAGAUUUCUCACACCAAGGCCCCGCCUUCGUUACCUGGCACCGCUACCAUUUGUUGUGGCUGGAAAGAGAUCUCCAGCGCCUCACUGGCAAUGAGUCCUUUGCUUUGCCCUACUGGAACUUUGCCACCGGGAGGAACGAGUGUGACGUGUGUACAGACCAGCUGCUUGGGGCUGCAAGACAAGAUGAUCCGACUCUGAUUAGUCAAAACUCCCGAUUCUCCAGCUGGGAAAUUGUCUGUGAUAGCUUGGACGACUACAACCGCCGGGUCACCCUGUGUAAUGGAACCUAUGAAGGUUUGCUGAGAAGAAAUCAAGUGGGAAGAAACAGUGAGAAAUUGCCAACUUUAAAAGACAUACAAGAUUGCCUGUCUCUCAAGAAGUUUGACAACCCUCCUUUCUUCCAGAACUCUACCUUUAGCUUCAGGAAUGCCCUGGAAGGAUUUGAUAAAGCAGACGGGACCCUGGACUCUCAAGUGAUGAACCUUCAUAAUUUGGUUCAUUCCUUCCUGAACGGGACAAACGCUUUGCCACAUUCUGCUGCCAAUGAUCCUGUUUUUGUGGUCCUUCAUUCCUUUACUGAUGCCGUUUUUGACGAGUGGAUGAAAAGAUUCAAUCCCCCUGUGGAUGCCUGGCCUCAGGAACUGGCACCCAUUGGUCACAAUCGGAUGUAUAACAUGGUUCCUUUCUUCCCUCCGGUGACUAAUGAGGAACUCUUUUUAACUGCAGACCAGCUUGGCUAUAGCUAUGCCAUUGAUCUGCCAGUUGAAGAAACUUCAGAUUGGACCACAACCCUCUCAGUGCUUAUGGGGAUGCUGGUGGUUUUGGUUGGUCUUUUUGCACUGCUGCUUCUCCUUCAAUAUAGAAGAGUCCGAAAAGGAUAUACACCCUUAAUGGAGACACAAUUAAGCAAGAAGAGAUACACAGAAGAAGCCUAGAUGCUCACGCCUUACCCUAGAGAAGAGGCUGGCCAAGGCUUAGUUCUGACACUGACAGUGAGCAAAUGAAUCCUCACUGUUUUUCCUUUUGUUGAAGAUCUUUGGCGUAGCUCCUCCUGUUGUGGUGAUCCCAAAUACGGAAGACGCUUAGCUGUAGUUUCUGGUUUGCUUUCUUUAUCUCACAAACAAGCUAAAGUGCUUGAGGGUGUCUCUACCAUCAAACAAAGGUAGAGCUGAUGAUGAUUGGUGGUAUUUGUUAAUAAUUCCUCAUUUUGAUUAAGCCUCUUCGUGUUCUGAGAGCACCCCCAAAAAUCGAUAGAGUGGAUUC